UUUGAUGAACAUUUAUUGGAACAGAUGUCCGACAUUUAUGGAUAGGAAACACCAAAAACGAAUGCUGAAUUGGUAAUACAGUACCAAGCUAUAGUUUCUCCUGUGGGUUCCUCUGUUAGACUAUUAACAUAGUUUUUCUACCGCUGUACAGCUAAGCUAUAUAUCUUCUCCUUUCUCUUAUUAUUGUGUUUUGGUUGAGCACUUUAGUUGAGUCCAUUUGUUAGAGAUUUACAGCAUACCUUUAUAAACAUUUUGAAUCAUGACACUGAAUUUUCACAAUAUCUUAUGAAACUAUUUAACAGAUAUCCUUAUAACAAUGGUUAAUAAAUUAUUUUAGAAAUAUUUUGACACAAUUUUUAAUUUUUUUUGAUACAAAUAUCACUUCUAUAAAAAAUAUAUAUAUAUAAAAAUUCAUUAAAAAUUUAAUUAUUUUUUAUUCCUUAUAAAAAAUUUCUAAAAAUAUUUUCUAAAUAAGUGUAUAUAACUUUUCUCAUAUUUUAUCACUAACCUUUGAUAUCAGAUCACAACAAACCAUAGCUCUAGUGAUGUCCGCCCCUUACAAUUCCUUACGUUCACUUACCGUCCCCGCCAAAAGCAUCAUAACCGUUAUUUCAAAAAACUUACAUACCCACAAUCUGUUCGACGAAUUGCCUCACCGAGACCUCUACUCUCUUAACUCCCUUCUAGUCUCAUACAUUCGCAAUGACGAUGCUCCUGCCGCAUGGACUCUCUUCCGUGACAUGCACUGCACACGCUCCGACCUCAAUGCAUACACUUUUACUCCGGUGUUGGGCGCGUGCUCAGCAUUGUCGUCGGCCAUUGAACGCGGCAAACUAGUCCAUGGGCUUAUGAUAAAAACGGGUACGGACGUGGGAACUGUGACCAAAACUGCACUCAUGGAUAUAUACUCCAAAAAUGGGUACUUGGGCGAGUCGGUUAAGGUGUUUGAUGAGAUGGAAUCGAGGGACAUUGUGACUUGGAAUGCUUUGCUUUCCAGCUUUUUACGCGUGCAGGGUCUUGCCAAGGAAGCGCUUGGAGUUUUUGAAGCAAUGAGGAAGGAGGGAGUGGAGUUUAGUGAGUUUACUUUGUGUUCUGUGCUUAAAGCUUGUACCUUGUUGAAGGCCUUUCGUCAAGGUAAGCAGGUUCAUGGGUUGGUGGUUGUGAUGGGCCGUGAUUUAGUGGUAUUGGGUACUGCUUUGAUUGAUUUUUACUCUGCUGUUGGGUGCAUAGAGGAAGGUAUUAAAGUGUUUAACAGUUUGGAUCGUAGAAGGGAUGAUGUGAUGCGCAAUUCUUUGAUUUCUGGGUGUGUUAGGAAUCGAAAAUAUGAAGAAGCAUUCUCAAUUAUGUGCAUGAUGAGACCCAAUGUUGUUGCACUGACUAGUGCUCUUGCAGGUUGUUCUGAGAAUUCCGAUUUGUGGAUUGGAAAGCAGAUACACUGUGUUGCGUUACGUCAAGGGUUCACAUUCGACACCCAGUUAUUCAAUGUUUUAUUGGACAUGUACGCAAAAUGUGGGAAACUGUUUGAAGCUCGGUCAUUGUUUGAUGGAAUUUGCAAUAAAGAUGUGGUUUCCUGGACAAGCAUGAUUGAUGCAUAUGGAGGUCAUGGGCAUGGGCUUGAAGCUCUUGAGCUGUUCAAGAAGAUGGGGGAUGAAGUUAGUGGGGUCUUGCCAAAUUCUGUUACAUUUCUUGCUCUUUUAUCAGCUUGUGGGCAUUCAGGACUGGUGGAGCAAGGCCAAGAAUGUUUUAAUUUAAUGAGGGUGAAGUAUGGUCUGAAUCCAGGACCAGAGCACUAUGCCUGCUUCAUCGAUAUCUUAGGCCGGGCAGGUAUGAUAGAUGAAGUAUGGUGUUUAUAUAAUGACAUGGUUAAGCAUGGUACUACUCCUACUGCAGCAGUAUGGGCAGCACUAUUGAAUGCUUGCAGUCAUAACUUGGAUGUAACAAGGGGCGAGUUUGCUGCAAACCAUCUAUUGCAAGUAGAGCCAAAUAAGCCAGGGAAUUAUGUACUUAUAUCAAACUUUUAUGCAGCCGUUGGAAGGUGGGAUUCUGUAGAUGAGUUGAGAAGCAUUAUGAGCACAAAAGGACUGGUCAAGGAAGCUGGGAGUAGCUGGAUCACUGUAACACGCUGCCAGGAGAAUGCUGUCAUGCAUAGUUUGAAAAUCAAAGAGUCUAGAAAAGGAGAACAUUUCAUGUAUGGUUGAUCAAGUUAGGCAUUUGUUCCAUAUCAAUCUUGUAGAAAUUUUUUGUAGUGGCCAAGCAAGGUAAGAUUACUCUUAUUUGCCUAACCUUAACAUUCUUUUUUGUAAAGUCAACUUGUCACCAACUCAUCAGUAUCUGUUCUUCUGCUCAUCAAUCAGUGGGAACACCAAUUAUCUGCUUCUCUUUCAAAAACUUUGGUGUGAUUAUCAAGGCUUAAGAAUUUCUUGUACUCACAAUAACUAAUUUGUUUAGAGGUAUGGACAGAUGCAUUUGGCUUACUCAUCCUCUUUUAAAUAAUGAAGAUGUUAGGGGAUUAGCCAGAGUCUACAAAUUAAGCUUACAUAUAUAAAUUGCUUCAGAAAUAAAUUUCCUGCUUGAUAGGCCAGCAACAUGCGGAAGUAUGUCUAUUUCAGUUGCAAAUAUCAACUAUUACUAUAUUUCAGACCAAAUGUCCUAAAAUCUCCACAAUUCCAAGUUUUCCCUUUCAUAUGUUGGACGCCUGUGUUAGAUUUUAUACCUUAAACAUAAAUGGAUGGGCAAGAGGAGCAGUUAUAUGAAUAAAUAGGGUGCUUCUGGAGAUGUAAAUUUUGGAGGUGAGAUUCUAUAUAAAAAAAAAAAAAAAAAAUUAUGGAAUUUGAGUUUGUGGAUUGGUUCAAUCACACUUAAAUGAGUUAUUUUAUUUUAUUUAAAUUUGAUGGAACUAUAUAGUUUUGAUUAUUUUAGUUCAGGUAUUUGAGAAAGGAUAUGAUAAUCAUGGACUUAGAAAAUUACUUUAACUUUGACGCUUUUAGGAAAGUACACAAAUUUUCAGAUAGGAGAUGGUAACAAUUUUUUAUUCAUGUUGUUCCCUUUUUCCUAUUGUAAACAAGGCGUCUUUGUUUCUGGUUUAGGAUGAGUUUAUUUCAAGUUUGGAAAUGUAAAUCUCUUUAUUAUUGUUUCAGUAGUUCAGGUAAUUUUUUUUCAAACAUAAGAAGUGAUAGAUGUAAAUUUAUACAUAUUCCUUGAUGAGCCUAAUCUUUGUUUAUAAUAUAUAAGAAAACAUUUGUGGAUGAGCCCACCAGUUGUUGGUUUCUGCAUACUUCCCUUGAGUAUCCCUUAGAAAUAAAUACUUUUAGCCAAAAAAUAUUAGGUUGAUCACGCUGAGCUAGGUCACUUGGUGGAUGUAACCAAUGAUGGCUCUCUCUUAUUGUUUUCAUCCCAGAUUUAUCUUUUUAGUAAUUUGUUGAUUGCUCCUUUAGCUCAGGUCAAUUGGUUUCAAUUCCUAUUUGCAUUCUUACACUCUUCUUUCUUGCCUUUUCUUGUUUAUCUUCCUUCCAAGUGCUACACUGCUCUAAGACCUACAGUGCCAUCCAGAGAAGACAAACCACGUCUCAAUGAGCCACAAGCUCUAUCAAUGCUCUGUCAUUGAUAUUGUGGGUGCUGGUGUGCUAGGUCUCCCCUUCUCCUUAAAACAAACCGACUGGAUCAUGAGCCUCCUUCCAUGGUUGCUCUUACCUGCCAUUGCAUGAUGCUCUUGGACUACACUUGCCACACAAGCUUGAAUCUGCUUAAUGCAUAAUGGAUUCUCCAUGAUUGUCUCUUUUGGAUAUUUGAGUUUCACAGUUUGUGGCCCAUCGGGAGAAAGAAUUUGUUUCUUUAGUACCUGUGGUUGUUUGCCUUGUACAUGUUCAUAAUAUUUUGUCAGUGGGAUUUCUACAUACCAUAUAUGAUGGUUUAACUUAAAUGUAUUUGUAGCAUUUUCUCUGUGGAAUUUCUUGCCCCAUGUAUUAAUAUACUGUAUAAAUUAGUAUGACAUGUCACUUGCAAAUUUGAGACGAUCUUAUUCUUCACUUUUUUCAAAAAUAUAUAUAAUAUCCUUGUUUAGACAGAUUAAA
Molecule: messenger RNA, 4070 nt
Organism: Quercus robur (English oak)
Lineage: Eukaryota; Viridiplantae; Streptophyta; Magnoliopsida; Fagales; Fagaceae
Product: pentatricopeptide repeat-containing protein At5g66500, mitochondrial
Exons: 1
Coding region: 546-2198 (550 amino acids)
Biological process (GO): RNA modification
Molecular function (GO): RNA binding; protein binding
Source: RefSeq, a predicted model, not a curated record